GACACUUCACCUCAGCAGAGGACUUGAACCUGCUCAUCGCCAAGAACACGCGGCUGGAGAUCUACGUGGUGACAGCAGAGGGGCUCAGGCCCGUCAAGGAGGUGGGGAUGUACGGCAAGACCGCUGUCAUGGAGCUCUUCCGCCCCAAGGGGGAGAGCAAGGACUUGUUGUUCAUCCUGACAGCCAAGUACAACGCCUGCAUCCUGGAGUACAAGCAGAACGGGGACAACAUUGACAUCAUAACCCGUGCCCAUGGCAAUGUGCAGGAUCGCAUCGGCCGCCCCUCGGAGACCGGCAUCAUCGGCAUCAUUGACCCCGAGUGCCGCAUGAUCGGCCUGAGGCUCUAUGAUGGCCUCUUCAAGGUCAUCCCCUUGGACAGGGAGAACAAGGAAUUAAAAGCUUUUAACAUCCGCCUGGAAGAGCUCCAAGUCAUCGAUGUGAAGUUCCUCUAUGGCUGUCAGGCUCCAACCAUCUGCUUCGUCUACCAGGACCCUCAGGGUCGGCACGUGAAGACGUACGAGGUGUCCCUGCGCGAGAAGGAGUUCAACAAAGGUCCCUGGAAACAGGAGAACGUGGAGGCUGAAGCCUCCAUGGUCAUUGCAGUGCCAGAGCCUUUUGGAGGCGCGAUCAUCAUUGGGCAGGAGUCCAUCACCUACCACAACGGAGACAAAUACCUAGCUAUAGCUCCUCCUAUCAUCAAGCAAAGUACAAUUGUGUGCCACAACCGUGUGGAUCCCAAUGGAUCCCGUUACCUCCUGGGGGACAUGGAAGGACGCCUCUUCAUGCUGCUCCUGGAGAAGGAGGAGCAGAUGGAUGGCACUGUCACCCUGAAGGACCUGCGUGUGGAGCUGCUCGGGGAGACAUCCAUUGCAGAGUGUUUGACCUACCUGGACAACGGGGUUGUGUUUGUUGGCUCUCGCCUUGGGGAUUCCCAGCUUGUGAAGCUCAACGUGGACAGCAACGAGCAGGGCUCCUACGUGGUGGCCAUGGAGACCUUCACCAACCUUGGCCCCAUCGUUGACAUGUGUGUGGUAGACCUGGAAAGACAAGGGCAAGGACAGCUGGUCACAUGCUCAGGAGCUUUUAAAGAGGGCUCACUACGGAUCAUCCGCAAUGGCAUUGGGAUCCAUGAACAUGCCAGCAUUGACCUGCCAGGGAUCAAAGGAUUGUGGCCCCUGAGGUCGGAUUCUCAUCGUGAGACAGAUAAUACGUUGGUGCUGUCCUUCGUUGGCCAAACCAGGGUUCUAAUGUUAAAUGGAGAGGAGGUGGAAGAGACAGAGCUCACAGGGUUUGUGGAUGAUCAGCAGACCUUCUUCUGUGGCAAUGUGGCACACCAGCAAUUGAUCCAGAUCACCUCUGCCUCUGUGAGACUGGUUAGCCAGGAGCCCAAAGCCCUGGUGAGUGAAUGGAAGGAGCCCAAUGGAAAGAACAUCAGCGUGGCUUCCUGCAACAGUAACCAGGUCGUGGUGGCUGUGGGACGAGCCCUCUACUACCUGGAGAUCCGACCCCAGGAGCUCAGGCAGAUCAGCUGCACAGAAAUGGAGCACGAAGUUGCGUGCCUGGACAUCACCCCCCUGGGGGACAGCAGUGGCAUGUCCCCGCUGUGCGCAAUCGGGCUCUGGACUGACAUCUCUGCCCGCAUCCUCAAGCUGCCUUCGUUUGAGCUGCUGCACAAAGAGAUGCUGGGAGGAGAAAUUAUCCCUCGCUCCAUCCUGAUGACGACCUUCGAGAGCAGCCACUACCUCCUGUGUGCCCUCGGGGAUGGGGCUCUCUUCUACUUUGGCCUCAGCCUUGAGACAGGUUUGCUGAGUGACAGGAAGAAGGUGACCCUUGGCACCCAGCCCACUGUCCUGAGGACCUUCCGCUCUCUGUCCACCACCAACGUGUUUGCCUGCUCUGACCGUCCCACCGUCAUCUACAGCAGUAACCACAAGCUGGUCUUCUCCAACGUCAACCUGAAGGAGGUGAACUACAUGUGUCCCCUCAACUCGGAUGGGUAUCCUGAUAG
Molecule: messenger RNA, 2008 nt
Organism: Nestor notabilis (Kea)
Lineage: Eukaryota; Metazoa; Chordata; Aves; Psittaciformes; Psittacidae
Gene: DDB1
Product: damage-specific DNA binding protein 1, 127kDa
Exons: 15
Biological process (GO): proteasome-mediated ubiquitin-dependent protein catabolic process; DNA repair
Cellular component (GO): site of double-strand break; nucleus
Molecular function (GO): protein binding
Source: RefSeq, a predicted model, not a curated record